Messenger RNA from Penicillium manginii, 1500 nucleotides. RefSeq names its product cation:proton antiporter. NCBI's taxonomy places the organism in Eukaryota, Fungi, Ascomycota, Eurotiomycetes, Eurotiales, Aspergillaceae. Gene Ontology annotation, biological process: proton transmembrane transport. Bases 1 to 1500 code for a protein of 499 amino acids. Gene Ontology annotation, cellular component: membrane. The transcript has 6 exons. Gene Ontology annotation, molecular function: antiporter activity. The record is from RefSeq and is a predicted model, not a curated record.
AUGGCAGGGAGCUUCCUCGCAUACCAUGAACCCGGCAUUGUCGAUAUUUUGAUUAUAUUGUCUUUCUUUUUCUUUCUGUCUCUCGCUGAAUGGUUUUCUGCGAAGAUCAUUCGUGCAGGGAUUAUUGGUCAAAUCGCCGUUGGUAUCAUAUAUGGAGAGCCGUUGGCCAAUAUCUUGAAAGGACCAUGGCAGGAGACGUUUCUCGCGGUCGGUUAUAUCGGAUUGAUUUUGAUCAUUUUUGAAGGUGGCCUGCAGAUACGCCUUGAUCUCUUGAAAAAGAACUUCCUUCUCAGUGUUCUAGGGGCCGCCACAGGUGUUUGCUUUCCUAUCGGUCUUUCCUAUCUUCUGUUGUACCUGGGGUUUGGAUUCGGCGCCGUGGAGACAUUUAUCGCCGGGGCGGCGCUCUCUGCAACUUCGCUAGGGACAACAUUCUCGGUCAUUUCAUCAGCUUCCAAAGAGGUGGAUCUUUCCCAGACUAUGGUGGGCUCAGUUCUUGUCAGUGCAGCUGUUAUUGACGAUGUCGUCGGCCUUGUGUUGGCUAGUGUCAUUCAUGACUUGGGCGAGCUUUCAACUCCCGGGGCAGGGGAUGUUAAUCUUGGCUGGGUUAUUGGGCGCCCAAUUGUAGCCUCUGCUGCCAUGGCGAUUGCAACUCCAGUCCUCACAAAAUUCGUAUUCGCGCCCAUUUUCCGGCGUUGGAUCGAGCACACCUUUGCGAAAUACGAUCAUCUAUCUAACAUCACUUUGAUGGUUCUGGUUUUAUCUGCCUUCAUAACCAUCGCAGCUUAUGCCGGGACUUCGGUUUUGUUCGGGGCAUUUCUAGCGGGCACAUUUCUCACUUACUUACCCAGCAAGCACCCCGAUGGCCCCUUCGUUGUCAUGAGUCGCGAGGAAGGGGAGCGAGAAGCUGACAAAAGCCCUACAUUUGUGCACACAUUUGAGAGAUACCUUCUCGACGUUCAAAAAUAUUUGAUGGAGCCGCUCUUCUUCGCCAGUGUCGGUUUCGCAAUUCCGUUCUUGAAACUCUGGACGGGAAAGAGAAUAUGGAGAGGAAUAGUGUAUUCUCUACUCAUGGCGUUUGCGAAGUUUAUUGUUGGUAUAUGGAUUCCUAUUUGGGAAGCUUUGUACUCCAAGUCCUCGUCGAAGGGACCGGUGAUCGGUCAGCAAGAAAGUACCCGUCGAGGACAGAACCAUUCAUCCAGUAUCAAAGAAAAGAAGCAAGACUAUGGUGCUGCAUCGAUCGCCGGCUUUCUUCUUGGUUCGGCGAUGGUAGCACGGGGUGAAAUUGGGCUUCUGAUCAUUGAGAUUGGCUAUAACGAAACCAGCUAUGUAAGUCAGGAGGGAUUCAUCACUGCAGUGUGGGCGAUUCUUCUCAACACAAUAAUCGGGCCAAUCGCUGUGGGCUAUCUGGUGAAAUUCUAUGGUCAACGGAUUGGGGAGGGCAAGUGGGGCCUGCAGGGCGUUGCCCCAGGAGCAGUGAAUGAUACUAGAGAUCACGCCUGA